AUGGCAAAUAGACCCACUGACCGUAGCUUCAAAAACCAGCGGGAAUCGCUUCGGGCCACGAGAAACGAAGCUGCCGCUCUGGUGCCGCUGAGCCGGCGCCUGGAGCAGGACCUGCUCAGCCUAGUGUGCGAGAAGAAGCGCGACGACCAAGCCAGUGGCCGAGAGCGCUUUUCGUCUCCCGUGCGAUCGCGGCAAAAGGGAGGAAACAGCCGCGAGCGUCGCGACAGCGGAGACCAGCAGGAGCGGCGGCGGAGGAGGAAGGGCAGCCUGCCGAGACGCCGCAUCAAGUCUUCUUCUCCGUCCUCCUCUUCUUCCUCCGACCGGAGCCGCAGGGAACGCCGCCGGAGGCCCCGCCGAAGGUAA
This is a messenger RNA of Rhipicephalus sanguineus (brown dog tick), 363 nucleotides long. RefSeq lists its product as uncharacterized. NCBI's taxonomy places the organism in Eukaryota, Metazoa, Arthropoda, Arachnida, Ixodida, Ixodidae. Bases 1 to 363 code for a protein of 120 amino acids. The record is from RefSeq and is a predicted model, not a curated record. The transcript has 3 exons.